AUGCUCCUAAACAGUAACAAUAAAUCAAAAAUCCAAAUGGAAAACAUAACAAUAACACCAUUGGAACCCAAUGACACAAUAAGAUAUUUGGGAGUAUACUUCAAUGGAAAAGUCAUAUUUAGAAACAAACAAGAUGAAAUCACUUUUGGUGUGAUAGUCACACAUAACAGAAAUUCUAGCUUCAUCACAAAUACACCUAUACAAUCAAUUUCUAACAUUUCAAUCAUAACAAAACCCACAGAAACAUACACAAAUAUAAAAUCAUCCAAUGUAUACGAUCCAAUUGAUAUUAAAACAUCAAAAUCACAAGAUGAAAUCACAUGGCAUACAAAUCUGGAUGAACUCUCCAUUCUGAUACCUUUCUCCUCUCCAACUACAACACAAAACACUGGCAAUACAACAAUAAACACCAAUAAACUAACAUUAGAUGAAGAACUACUAUAUAACUACCUAAGUGAAACCAAAUCAAUAUCAAAAUCAAUAUUAAACAACCAAUCUGUAAUAAACACCAAUCCAAUAGUCAUACAUUGUGAUGGUUCAUAUAAAAAACAUAACUCCUCAAAUACAACAAUGGACAUAGGCUGGUUCAUUGGAAAUGUCACAGACAUGGUCAUUUAUAGUACUGAGAUUAUGAACCAGAGGAAAACAGCAAUCAAUGCUGAAUUAUUAAGUGUAUUCCACAUAAUGUUGGCAAUACCAUCAAAAAAAAAAUAA
Molecule: messenger RNA, 714 nt
Organism: Entrophospora candida
Lineage: Eukaryota; Fungi; Glomeromycota; Glomeromycetes; Entrophosporales; Entrophosporaceae
Source: the annotation of a GenBank genome assembly